Molecule: messenger RNA, 1188 nt
Organism: Phyllopteryx taeniolatus (common seadragon)
Lineage: Eukaryota; Metazoa; Chordata; Actinopteri; Syngnathiformes; Syngnathidae
Gene: m17
Product: IL-6 subfamily cytokine M17
Exons: 3
Coding region: 15-815 (266 amino acids)
Biological process (GO): immune response; negative regulation of neuron apoptotic process; ciliary neurotrophic factor-mediated signaling pathway
Cellular component (GO): extracellular region
Molecular function (GO): cytokine activity; ciliary neurotrophic factor receptor binding
Source: RefSeq, a predicted model, not a curated record
CGUCACUUCCUGAGAUGACAAAUGUGCGGUUGGCCAGCAGCUCUUUAAAAAAACACAAGUUGUCGGAGGCGCAACAUGAAGCGACGCCAGAGACGCUCGCUCGAUCGCCCAGAUUGGCGAGAGCCCCAAAAUUGACGAGAUUGGCGCUCGCCGCCGCCCGGUGGAGAAUGAUCGGGUGCCCGCUUUGGACUCGGUGGAUGGACACAACAACAACAUUCCUCGUUCUCCUGCUGCUCCUGCUGUCCACCAAUCAGGCGUCUUCCAUCAAAACUCGUCAGUGUUCGGAUUCCAUCCAACGGAUUUUGAAGCAGACCAGACUGACGCAGAAGGAAUCCGCCGAGCUCAUCAAAACCUACAAAGCCUCCCAGGGGGACAUGUCGAACGUCUUCUGCCAGGCGUCGCUCUACGACGUCCCCGAGCCCGCCGUCUCCGGCCUGGAGGUUUCUGAGCGGCUGGAGAGCGUCCUGGACCGCCUACGCGCCUUCCUGCCCCACUUGCGAAGGGUCUACGACCAGCAGGCGGACCUCCAGGCCCCCGGUAGUCCGGUCGUGGUCCAGCUAGGCCACAUGGGCGAUCGCAGCCGGCGCUUGGGGUCCCUGGUGCGGGCGUUCUACCGGGACACCUUCCCCAACCUUCAGGAGCCUGCCGGGGAACCCGCGGUCCUGGAGCCGCCGGCCCAGAACGUGUUCGGGCAGAAGGUCUACGGAUGCGUGGUCCUCAAGACCUACAAGGAGUUUCUGACCAAUGCGGCCCGGGAACUCAGGAGCCUCAAGGGCAAAAUGUGCAGAAACAGGAGGUUCUUCAAGUCCUCGUGAUACCGGCACGACUUCAGAGGAACUACAGGACACGUGGCCUAUUUAUGAUUAUUUAUAUUUAAUUCAUAUUUAUUAUGGAAAUGAUGGAAAAUGUUCAAUGAGUUGCAUUGGGACCAUGAAAUGAAUGUACAUGCCCGGAUGGAUUGCACUGGCCCGGCGGCCCAAUAAAAAUAGCGGGGAAAAAAAAGAAACUCAUGAUGUCACUUUAUUAAGGUCAGUCAUUGGUCACUUUAUCAGGUGACUACUAGUUACUGGUCGCUUUAUUAGGUCACUGGUCACUUUAUUUGCUAAAACGUGGACUUUUCAUCAUUGGUCACCAAAUGACAGUGGGUACGGGAAGUUUUCAGACCCCCUUAAAUUUUCACUCUUUGUU